AUGGCGUGGCCCCAGGCUAUACAGUUGGCCGUCCUCGGACUGCUACACUCUGUACACGCUCGCCCUGCUGGUUUUGCACCAGGCCUCUUCCCGUAUAUUUUCGAGGGGCAAUGCUACAACAUCUCGGCCGGUGAUGAGGCCAGCUCGCCUACAACUAUUGGCUUUUACACCUCUGGCACCCGUAUCAAGAUCAACGACGCCGAGUAUGACACACCGCGUGUGCUUGGAGACUACUCGUGCAAAUUCUCGGAGCUCUCGGUGGAUGGCUACGCGACACACAUCGAGCGCAGCAUCGCGCUUUACAUUACGACAGAGGCCGGUGAAGGGGUCCGGCCCAGCCUGCCUCUGCGAAAAGCACAGCCGCUGGUUCUGCAAGCAGGAACGGGUGGUGAUGCUACAUUUGGGUGCGCCGGGGGGCAAGAGGCAUUCCGUGGCAGCUCGGCAGACGCCUGGGGCCAGGUGAGAAACAAAUGGCUCUAUGUAAUCGACGGAGAGCUCUUGAAUACGGAAAAGGACAAAUGCUGCCGCAAGGGGUCAAAUCCUUUUACGAAUGCUGGUAGUGGUAGGGGCUACAAGUCUGGACCGGUUUGUGACCCUCAACAUUAG
This is a messenger RNA of Metarhizium brunneum ARSEF 3297, 606 nucleotides long. RefSeq lists its product as uncharacterized. NCBI's taxonomy places the organism in Eukaryota, Fungi, Ascomycota, Sordariomycetes, Hypocreales, Clavicipitaceae. The record is from RefSeq and is a predicted model, not a curated record.